UGCUAGUGUAAGUGACUGGACUGGCCCCUGAGUACAGAGACUGAGUUGCAAUUGAGUGAAGAAUAAACAACAAGACCUUGAAGAGCGCACUAAGGUGCAAGCCAGGAUCAGCACUCCAGGGUGGUCAAGCUGACAAGUUGUAAAGGAAACUGUAACAGGACUGAUUGUUGCUUAUUGCUUCCCUCUCUCUGUCAUUGUUGCUUUUUGUUGUUACAUUGCUUUGCGUUGUCUUUCUAAGCCCAGAUGUUCUCAGAUAAUUCACACUGCCCUGAUUGUGGGCAGCAGUGGUUCCCUAGCUUAGAACUAGGGCACUGGUUGUACCAAACUGAACUUGUUGAAAAUGAAUGUUACCAAGUGUUCUUAGACCGUAUUAACAGGGCUGAUUAUUGCCCUGAAUGUUACCCUGACAAUCCUGCUAAUAGAAGCCUUGUUCUGCCUUGGUCUUUCCCACUUGAGUGGGCACCUCAAAAUCUUACCAGGUGGACCUUUGAAAAAGCUUGCCAUCCAUUUCUUCUGGGUCCUCCACUGGUUAGAAAAAAGAUACAUGACUCCAGGGUAGCUGGUUUUAAUCCUGCAUUACAAUUAAUCUUAUCCAGAACAGACAAAACCUUAAACAAGAAACUUGGCCAAAGCAAAUGACUUCUGUAACAGAAUCAUGGAGACUCUCAAGGGCUUUGUGUCCAUGUCAAGGGGAGAAGAGUAAUUAGCUUAUUUCUGUUUUCCUUCUCCUUUUCUUAUUUUUUUUUUUAAGGUGCUGGGGGUUAAAUCUGGGUGCCUUGUGCAUGCUAGGCAAGUGCUCUUCCACUAAGUUAAAACCAAGCCCCCACCCCCCUUUCUAAGGCUGACUCAGACUACAGUCACUACUCUGUCAACUGCUUAAAUUGUUGGGUCUGCUUCUGUGGUCUAUGCAUAUUUUAGCAUAAAUUUAGUUGAUAUUGCAGCCAGAGUAUUUACCUAGAACCAGACUAACCUAUAGCCCCUUUAAAUGCUUUAGAACUACCUGGCUCCUCUGGUUAAUCACCACAACCUAAGUAUUGACAAGAUAAUGUGGUCCUGGAGGGGAGGCCCCGUGUUGUAUACCCCAUUAACUGUUUUUCUAUCAGUACCUAUUAUGAGAACAUGUUCUUGUAGCUGGAUUCUAGAUUCUAAUAAAUUUUAAUACACUACAUUGUUCUAAUUUUCUCCUCUUAUAUUGAUCGAUAAUGAGAGAUGUGUGUAUGUAAACAUAUAUAAACCAUUCUUUGACACUGUUUUAUCUUCAGUGUAAGUAUUACAGUGCUGAUAACUGUCACAUACUAUUCGGCAAUACCUACACAGGUUACAAAAAAAAUGUGUUAAUGCUGCCAGUUUCUGCUUACUUGUCUCUAUAUAACCAAAGACUGUCUUGUCUUAUGGUGACUAAACUCUCCUCCCAUGGAAAUGGAAAAAUAACCUAUGACAAAUGCUAAAGCUUGACUCCAUAUGACUUAAGAACGGUUUAAUGGAUCUUCUGUCUUAGUCAGAAGAAUAUAUUGCUGAACAUUGGCCACAUUCUAGGGUUCUGGUCAUGGAGUCAGAUUUGGAGUUAAGUAACUUAGAAAACACUCCAGGAAACAUCUGAGAAGCCACUGAACAUUUUUAAAAUUCCACUUAAGAUUCUAGGUGGUCCAGUGUGUCAAGGACCCAGGUUCUUCUCUUUGCUCUCUGGUCUUUAUGGUCUCUGUUCUCUGUGGUAGUUUUUAAGUGAGUUCACUAUGGUUCGUUGUGCCGAUAUUUCAGUCACAGCCAGAAGCAGGGGGCACCUGGCUUGCUUUCUUACAAGUCUUAAUUUGGAAAUAAAAUCUUUUUAAACAA
This is a messenger RNA of Mastomys coucha (southern multimammate mouse), 1833 nucleotides long. RefSeq names its product torsin-1A-interacting protein 2. Bases 244 to 639 code for a protein of 131 amino acids. The record is from RefSeq and is a predicted model, not a curated record. The transcript has a single exon. NCBI's taxonomy places the organism in Eukaryota, Metazoa, Chordata, Mammalia, Rodentia, Muridae.